GUGCUGUGUUGCGCGGCGGCUGUGUGCGUCGUGUGCGUUGCGUAGCGUGAAGCAGAAGAGUGAAACGGAUACUGUAAAUCUUCCGUCUUAAGCCGCACUAAGCUCGCCAUGUCCGCUCAUGAGCAGAUGCGCCAAAUGCUGGACCAGCUAAUGGGCACCGGCCGUGAUGGCGAAGCACUAAAGAGACGCCCGUCUCUUGACCUGGAACCGGGAGAGUGUAGUUGUUCAGUGCUGUACUUUGCGCGAGAACAACCGCUACAAGGUGCACUUUACGGAUCCCCGGGUGUGCAAGAGCUUCCUGCUGGCCUGCUGCCCACACGACAUCCUGGCAUCCACGAGAAUGGAUUUGGGUGACUGUCCCAAGAUCCAUGACUUGGCCCUGAGGGCUGAUUAUGAGAAUGCCUCUAAGAAGAAGGACUACUUCUAUGAUGUGGACGCAAUGGAGCACCUUCAGAACUUCAUCGGCGAGUGUGACCGGCGAACAGAGCAAGCCAAAAGGCGGCUGGCUGAGACACAGGAGGAGCUGAGUGCAGAAGUGACACUCAAGUUGAACCGCGUGCACGAGCUGGCAGAAAUGAUGGGCAAGAAGCUGGCCGCAGCGGAGGCGAAAGGCGCCGACGGCAAUGUUGAAGAGUCACUCAAGCUCCUUGAGGAAGUGGAGGAGAUCCGGCGGAAGAAAGCGGAGGCGGAGCAGGACUACCGCAACUCCAUGCCUGCGUCCUCGUACCAGCAACAGAAGCUGCGGGUUUGUGACGUGUGCUCUGCCUACCUGGGCAUCCACGACAAUGACCGUCGGCUGGCUGAUCACUUUGGGGGCAAGCUGCACCUGGGAUUCAUCGCCAUCCGCGAGAAACUGGCGCAGCUCAAGCAGACUGUCACCGACAAGCGCGAGAAGGCGCGAGCCGAACAGCUCGCCGAGCGGUCCUCCUCUCGGGGAGGACCGACCCCGUGGCGGUGCGGGCCAGACAGCCGGAGCCGCAGCCGGAGUCCCACUCGCCGUGGCGGCGAGGAGCGCCCCGUGCGCCGCAGGUCGCGGUCACGCGAGCGACGUCGCCGGAGUCGCUCCGGAUCACGGGGCUCCUCGUCACGUCAUCACUCCAGGGGCUCAUCGAGAGACCGCAAGCGUGACCGCAGUCGUGAGCGGCCACAUCGAGACAGUCGUCACAGGCGGUCAUCUCGUGAGCGGAGAGGUUCGCGGGAGAGGAGACAAGAGCGGGGUGACAGCGAGGAAAACCACAGACUGGACAAGUGAAGCACCCCGUCACAGAUAACUUACAGUGCAAUGUUCCAAGGACAAAGAAGCACUAGUUCCUGUGCAUUGCAACAAGACUCUGUCUCUCUCUCACUCAGACUCUUUGUACAUACAAGUGCUGUUGCGUUCAGACGCCAAAUUUUUUUUAACCAUAAAUCUGGUUGUUCUCAUAAAUACCA
Molecule: messenger RNA, 1431 nt
Organism: Dermacentor andersoni
Lineage: Eukaryota; Metazoa; Arthropoda; Arachnida; Ixodida; Ixodidae
Source: RefSeq, a predicted model, not a curated record